UGGGGCAAUAGGCAUGGAUAAAUCGCUCAAGGUGGAUAAAGGUCGUUAACCUACGGUGUUUGUGAGCACCCACGGGUUCUGCUCUGCCUCCAAGAAUUCAUCCAGAUCUUGCUUGAAAACAGAAAGACUUCAGAUCUCCCUUCAAGGCAUUGCAGUGGGUUUUUGGAGCUGCAUCUCCCGACGCUGGUGGGGCAUUUGGUGUAGCUGGAGCUCCCAGCAUGAUGUCCCAGUCCUCACUGGGAGGUGAAGCCUUUGUGCGACGGCAGGAGGUGAGGAGGGAUCAGGAGACGUACAAUGGUCCAAGACCAGAGGCUCAGCACCCCAAGACUCAGCAAAAGUGGGGGGACGUGGAGGGGCCAUGGGUGCUGCAGGUGUCCUGGGCUGGAUGCUACCCAUGCUGCUGCUGCUGCUGCUGCGCGCCGUGCCCCGGGCUGCAGGCGCCAAUCCCUGCAGCCCCAAUUACUUUGGCCCCAGUGCCUUGGUUUGCGUCUGCAACGCCACGUACUGCGACACGCUGGACCCCGUGGUCUUACCGCCCGUGGGCAGCUUCAUCAAGGCCGCUGCUGACAGUCAACGUUUCUGUGCUGUACCAACACGUGAAAGGCUUCGGUGGGUCCCUCUCUGAUGCUGCUGCUCUGAACAUCCUGGCUCUGUCACAACCAGCUCAGGACAACCUGCUGCGCUCCUACUUCUCUGAGAGUGGAAUCGAGUACAACCUCAUUCGGCUCCCCAUGGCUUCCACCGACUUCUCCGUGCGCCCCUACAGCUACGACGAUGUCCCCAACGACUACGACUUGAAGCACUUCAAGCUGGCGGAGGAGGAUGUGAAGAUGAAGAUCCCCAUCCUGCACCGAGUCUCAGCUAUGACCAAGCGGCCGCUGUCGCUCUACGCCAGCCCCUGGACGGCCCCAGCCUGGCUGAAGAGCAACGAGGAUGUCUGUGGGAAAGGGACACUGAAGGGGCAGGCAGGGGACAAGUACCACAAGACCUGGGCCAACUACUUCAUCAAGUUUCUGGAUGAAUAUGCCAAACACAACGUGACCUUCUGGGCAGUGACGGUUCAGAACGAGCCCCUCGCGGCGCUCCUCACACCUCCCGUGUUCCCCACCAUCGUUUUCACGGCUGCGCAGCAGCGGGAUUUCAUCGUCUGUGACCUGGGCCCCGCGCUCACCCGCAGCUCCCACCGCACCCAGCUCAUCAUCCUGGACGACCAGCGCAUCCAUCUCCCGCUCUGGGCCAAAGUGGUGCUGGGCAAUGCCACUGCCGCCCGCUACACCGCCGGCGUGGGGAUCCACUGGUACCUGGACAGCCUCGUCCCCGCCAAACGCAGCCUGGGGGCCACCCACAAGCUCUUCCCCAACCAUUUUCUCCUCUACACGGAGGCCUGCAGCGGCUUCCUCAACCUCCGUUUCUCCGUCUCCCUGGGCUGCUGGGAGCGAGGGAACCACUACAGCCACAGCAUCCUGACGGUCCUGAACAACUUUGUGACCGGCUGGACUGACUGGAACCUUGCCCUGGACCUGCAAGGUGGCCCCAACUGGGUCAAGAACUAUGUAGACAGCCCCAUCAUCGUGGACAGCAAGAAAGACAUCUUCUACAAGCAGCCCAUGUUCUACCACAUGGGCCACUUCAGCAAGUUCAUCCCUGAGGGCUCUCGUCGUGUGGGGCUGCGCUGCAGCCGCCAAUGCCUCGCCAGUCACCUGGAGCACGUGGCCAUCCUACGCCCCGACGGAGCCCUUGUCCUGGUGGUCCUCAACAGGUCUUGCCAGGAUUUGCCGUUUGGGAUCCGGGACCCUGCUGUUGGUUUCAUCGAGACUGUGGCUCCAGCCAACUCCAUCCAGACCUACUUGUGGCGCUGGAAGUGAUGGCGAGGGCAGGGAUGGGGACGGCACAGUGGAGAUGGGGGAUCUCCGGCAGUCAAUUCCUCUCCUGCCCUUUCCAGCAUCCUUCCAUAAUGGAAGGGGGUGGUGACCCACUGCUGGGAGUAUGGAAUGGACCAGGGGUUGCCUGUGGCCCCGGCACUGGGGGUCUCCCAACCUCCUCUCUCCCUCCCAAGCGCCCUCAGCCCCUUGAAGGCUUCUGCUGCGCCGUCUCCUGGACCACGCUUCCACACGUGGCUCCCUCGAAACCUUCACAUAUGUCUCGAGCGCCAAGUAAAGCCGUGACGCGCUCCCUCCGGUAUGCACCAUCCCUGUCAGUGUUUCCUCUACGCUCUCGGAAAUGGCUCGGUUUUCCUUGGAGAGGCAGCGAAGGGCGAGGGGUGCCCCGGAGGGCUCCCUCCCUGUGGUCCGCAUGUGGCGGUCUUGUUUAUCGCUGCAGCUGGAGCAAGCUCAGCCGCUUGCCAGCUCUUGAUUCCUUUCAGAUGUGCCCUUGGUUUUCCCUAGUUUGCUUCUUUCUUUUUUAACCAAAAUGUCUCAUUGCACCAGGGCAGAGACUGUAGAAAAAAGCCGAGUAAAUGAUAUCAGUGUCCCCAUCCACCAGACCUUGCGGAUGAGUUGGGUUGAU
This is a messenger RNA of Cuculus canorus (common cuckoo), 2505 nucleotides long. RefSeq names its product lysosomal acid glucosylceramidase. The transcript has 11 exons. The record is from RefSeq and is a predicted model, not a curated record. Lineage: Eukaryota; Metazoa; Chordata; Aves; Cuculiformes; Cuculidae. Gene Ontology annotation, biological process: glucosylceramide catabolic process. The coding region runs from base 219 to 1865 and encodes 548 amino acids. Gene Ontology annotation, molecular function: glucosylceramidase activity.